Messenger RNA from Lottia gigantea (owl limpet), 857 nucleotides. RefSeq lists its product as hypothetical. NCBI's taxonomy places the organism in Eukaryota, Metazoa, Mollusca, Gastropoda, Lottiidae. The record is from RefSeq and is a predicted model, not a curated record. Bases 1 to 750 code for a protein of 249 amino acids. The transcript has 4 exons.
AUGAGAACACCAAUUGUAAAUUCAAAAACGGUGUGGAUGGAUUGUCUGUCUACGUUACAAGUGGUUUUAGUGAUGUGUAUUGUGUCUGUCCAUUUGACAGUGGCAUAUAACUAUUAUCGUUCACCUUAUACAGAAAGUUUCAGACAUGACGGACGAACUGGAAGACGUUCAAGUUUCUCUCGAAAUCCUCCACAGUUAUCCAGAAACAAUCCCUUAUUUAAUAUUCAAGGAUUUCCAAAGAGACAAGAUAUGUGUUCUGUGAAUGGACCAAGUGAUAUAAGACGGUUACUACCAGGACGAUUUAUGUCUGAAUCAGAACUCCUGUCUAUUGUUCCUAAUAGUUUUAAUAAGAAUGAACAUAAGCCAACUUAUACCAGUUUAAAACGGAUUGUUGUCAGUCGGUUUACAGAAUCUGGCUUUAGUAAACCUGGUACUGCACAAUAUAUUAAUGACGGAAUAUGUGGCUGUUGUGUCACAGAAUUGAGUUAUGAGAUUAUGACAGAAAUAACAGAUUUUAAUGGUCAGAAUCACACCAUUAUUAAUUUUAAUAAUAGUUAUCAAUUUAUUCCUGCUGGGAAGUGUUCAAAUGAAAAUGCACCCUGUGCUGGCGGAACUGCAAGAUGUAAACAAGUUACAAGAGCACAUUGGAGUCUUGUGUGGACUCCAUCCGUUGGAGCUCGUUUGGUCGCGCAUGAAGUUCCUUCACAUUGCCAGUGUAUAAAUCUAGGAGCAGCAGCAUCAGCGCCUUGAAUUCCCUUGACAAAUUGAGAUGUACAUAAUGUAUAUAAUAUUUUGUAAUUGUAAAUGUAUUUGAAUAUAUUUUGUAUAUGAAAGUUAAAAUAAAUUAUUGCUUAAAU